AUGGUGUCUCGGUUGCCUACAGAGAUCUAUGCCAUGAUAAUUAGAUGCCUCGUCAACGAUACGCGUGGGAAGUCCCCGGAGGAGAUGAAAAUCCUUUGCGAGGAGCACCUAUAUACCAACAUACAAUGCAAGCGACUAUCGAUCGAAAUCAAACCACAAUGGCUGCUUUGCUUCGCUCUGGCUGUUGAGCCUCGUAGAGCCCAUACUAUCCGGUCAAUGAAAUGCGACUUCAGGCCACACUAUUACCAGUACCAAGCAUGGCUAGAGACUCUUAGGCUCUGUACCAACCUGACUCAUCUUAGACUGGCUUGGCGAGGCAUGCCUCCCCAGAACUUUCUAGAACAAAUGGGUAACUUAGUUGCUGCUUGUCCCAAGGUUACAGAGUUCGAGUUCCACCUGUGUCGCCAUGAAGAUCCCGGUCCUAUCGAGACUGAACAGAAAAGCCGAAAGUUUGCGCUGCAAUUCGCAGAUUUUGCGCUGCAGCUUCGUCACUUGGAAGUAGUUGGCCUAUUCGAAUACCCCAUCGAGAUUCUUAACUUCGAUCUCCCAAAUCUGAAGUCUUUCACUCUUGACAUAUGGGGCUAUCGAGACGAUUUCUUUCAGAACCUAUCUGACCGGACUCCCUGUCUAGAGACGCUGAAUAUAUUCGGGGCUGAACAAAUCUGGGUACAUGAUCUGGAGGCCGGAUGCAAAACAUGGGGAAAAGUAUUACGGUCUCUUUACAUCAACGACUUCCGAGUCUGGAAUCUUCGCAGCGGCAUCCUUUCCCAUCUAUUGCCCCAUCUUAAAGCAUUGGAAGAGCUUAGUUUGGGUCCGCAAUCGAGAUUCCCCCUUUCAGACAUCCAGGCUAUUGCUCAGACGGAUGCUCCACGCCUUAAAGCUUUCAGAUGGCUGGUGGAUGAUGCGGUGUUCGAACACGACCCGCUAGCAAAUUCAGAGAAAAUCAAUAAAGCCAUCAUCGACAUCUUUAAUGCUCACUCUGCGACUCUCGACAUCUUCAUCAUAGAUGAAGAAUUCGACUUUUGGAACUUCGGCAUGGAUAUUUUUAAGCACCUUCACAAGGCAAAGAAUCUGGAAAGCCUUCGGGUACAGCUGCAUGAUAUACCUACAAAAGAAGAGAUCGAAGGUCUUCUGACAGCAUGUCCGAAGCUUGGACAGUCAGAAACGGGACUAAUGGUGGUCAAGGAGUUCUUGACUGAGUGCAGCUUGGCGACUAUGGAGUACAAGGAGGAUAGUUUAGAGGCAGUGGAGAGUAGCUGGGGAAGUGUACACCAUCCCAAGGGGAUGGUAAGAUCAAUAUAG
Molecule: messenger RNA, 1302 nt
Organism: Fusarium oxysporum Fo47
Lineage: Eukaryota; Fungi; Ascomycota; Sordariomycetes; Hypocreales; Nectriaceae
Exons: 2
Coding region: 1-1302 (433 amino acids)
Source: RefSeq, a predicted model, not a curated record